Diorhabda carinulata is the source of this 1939-nucleotide messenger RNA. Its product is annotated as scavenger receptor class B member 1-like. Gene Ontology annotation, cellular component: cytoplasm; membrane. The transcript has 9 exons. Bases 434 to 1909 code for a protein of 491 amino acids. Gene Ontology annotation, molecular function: scavenger receptor activity. NCBI's taxonomy places the organism in Eukaryota, Metazoa, Arthropoda, Insecta, Coleoptera, Chrysomelidae. The record is from RefSeq and is a predicted model, not a curated record.
UCUCACACAUGUAGACAAUAAUUACAUUUUCUUUGCUUAAGCAUCUGUCAUCAUAUAUCAUUUUUUCUGUUACUUCUACUCUAAAUGAACUUUUAUCAAUGUAAAUAGCUACUUUUUCUUAAAUUGGCCAAAAAAAUUCUGAUAAUACUCAAAACAUUUGUUAGAAAACACGUUCACCGUUUCAUACCGUCAUUCCAUCAAUUCUAGUGAAUAACAAGGACAAAAUAUAUCUAAACGUGUUUUUGGGAUAUGUUGAUGCAUUCGGAAUGGAUGUAAAUAAUCUAUAAAUACUGGUAUCAAAUGAUAUAUUUCAUAAAAUUUGUUUUUGUACAUAUUCAUUAAGGUAAUUUCAAGUUUGGUUCAUCGCCGUGUAUGUUUUAGUGAUUAAUGAAAAUAUUUUACGAGCUUUUCAUUCUAUUGGAAUCAUCUUAUAAUGCUAGUUAAAUCUGCUUUGGUGUUCAUAUUAAUAAUAAGUGUCGUACUGACUUAUGUGCUGUGGUUUACCAACACUAUUGAUGACUUAAUUCUAUCGAAUAUGGUACUCGUCAAUAAUACUAACGGUUUCGAUAUGUGGAAGGAUCCAAAUUGUAAAGUUCUGUAUAAAGUGCACAUCUUCAAUUAUACAAACAUUGAUGAUUACAGAAACAAAAAAGCAAAAAAAUUACAUGUGGAAGAUAUCGGACCCUACACGUAUGAAGAAAACCUAACAAGAAUCGAUGUAUCCUUUGGAGAAAAUAAUAAGUUGUCAUACAGAGAAAAGAGAAUACUCACUUUCAAGCCGGAUCUAUCAAAAGGACUUGAAAAUGAUUCUGUACAGGUUCCUAAUAUACCAUUAAUAAGUGCGGGACCGUUCAUCAAAGAUCAAAACUAUUUGAUUCGUCUAGCUUUAUCCUCUCUCCUAAGGGGAAUAAACGAAGAACCUUUUAUCACUAAAACAGUGGGUUCCUUCCUAACUGGCUAUAGAAGCAGUAUAACUGAUGUGGGUAAAACUUUCAUAUUACCCGACAUACCACAAAAAACUGGUAUCUUAGUUACGAGGAUGGAUGCAACAAGAUAUAAACUGACUGUAAAUACUGGCGAGAAAGAUAUAAACAGACUUGGAAUAUUGGAAGAAUUCAAUGGUGAAAAUCAGUUCCAUUCUCCUUAUAAUCAGAAUUGUUCCAGUGUGGAGAGUUCAACGGGCUCAUUUUACCCAAUUAAUAGAGUGAAACUGAAAUUGCCUCUUAAUUAUAUAUUCCCAGAAGCGUGCAGAAGGAUGCCACUCGUUUUUUCAAAGGAAACGACCGUUUUGGACGGAGUGUUAGCUUAUCAGUACAUAUCUCCAAGCGAUAAAUUGAAUUACUCUUCGAAUCAUACUGAAAACCUUUGUUAUUGCAAGUCAAAUCCAACGCAGUGCCCUCCAAAUGGUGUGGUCGAUAUAAGUAUGUGUAAUUUUGGUUCUCCUGUAUUUCUUUCUGCUCCACAUUUUCAUAGAGGUGAUCCUAGUUUAACGGAGAAAUUUGAAGGUUUGCAUCCCGAAAGAACAACGUACGAUUCAAUUUUCAAUAUACAUCCCAGAUUGGGAUUUAUAAUGACCAUUAGAGAGCUAUAUCAACUCAAUAUACAAGUUCAAAAGUCUGAGGGUUUAUCUCAAUACGAUAUGUUCGAGGGCGGUAUGAUAUUACCAAUCGUCUGGGCCGAAGCUAUCAUUGAUGAUGAAACAACAACUCCUGAAAUCAAGCGACUUAUACAUUUAUUAAGUUUCACUGUACCUUUGAUUGAACAAUUGCUGAAGUACGGAUGUCUCCUGUCAGUCAUUGUGUGCUUAGGCUGCUUCAUAGCUACCACGAUAAAAGAUAAUAGUUCAAAGAAGGCUCUCUCAUAUAGACUUAUGUUAAUUGGUAACAAAUAUACAAAAACUAAUUGUUAGUUUAAAAAAUAAAACAAUUUUAACACUUAA